Molecule: messenger RNA, 3297 nt
Organism: Paramecium tetraurelia
Lineage: Eukaryota; Ciliophora; Oligohymenophorea; Peniculida; Parameciidae
Exons: 5
Molecular function (GO): protein binding
Source: RefSeq, a predicted model, not a curated record
AUGAUGGAAGAUGAAUAUGUUAUGGUGAAUGGCAGAAAAACUAUUCCCCGCAAGAUGUAUCAACUCAACAAGAUCUACAAUGGCAUCACACUCAAUUUGCAUUAUUCCAUAGGUUUGAAGCAACGAAUCCAAUCGUUCAUUUACCAAGAAGACUCGUUGGUUUAUCUGAAUGGUCAUCACCUGGUGCUCUACGAUAUUAAUAAGAAGAAGCAGCAAUUCAUCCUGAGACCCAAGGAUGAAGAAGAUGCUGUAGUGAUGAAUCAUUGUGUCAAUGACAAGAUGAUACUCUCCGUUGGUCUGGGCCUUAAGAAUAGCAUCAAAAAUUAUGCAACUGUAAGAAUCUAUAAGACCAAUCACAAAUCCUUCACUCUUCUCCAUCAGCAUCUCCCCUUCGGAACCUAAGUCAAGGAUGUCGCCUUUCUUCACACUGCCAAAUACACCAUCACUCUUUGUUCCAAUAUCAACUCUCAUGACACCUCCUACAUCAGCGUGUUCAAAACCAACACUGAAUAACUCAUCACCUACAGCGAUGUGGGCGAAAACUACGCUGGCUUAUUUGGAACCUAUAAGGAUUUCGAAUAGUUUGGUACAUUCGGACCCAAUGUGUUGAAAUUGUGGAAAUUCAAUCCAACUGAAAAACAAUUAGACGAUGUUUUCUUGGAUUACGAAGGUGUGAUCACUCAUGUAGUCCAAUCCAACAAAAAAAUAUUCCUCAUGAAUAAAAAAGGAAUUUUGUACUUCUAUCGCAAAAACAAAAUAAUCAACUCAGCCAACAUUCCCGCUGACUUGAAUGAGAUCCCUACUGUUAUUGCUGCUUACUCGGAAGGAGUUGUUGUUGGAUUUGAAAACAAAUCUAUUAUAGCAAUGUAUGAAGCACACAAAGGCAUAAUCGAAUAUAGAAAACAAUAUACUUUAAAUAUUACUAAUCUCUAAAAAAUAGUGUAUAUUCAUGUUGGUAAAGAUGACUCCUAUAUUUCCAUUACUGCAUAACACAAGACCAGACAAACUGAAAAUGAAGAAAUCAAUUGUGAGAUCUAUCUCUUCAAUCUCGGAUUUGUUGAUUUUAUCAACUCCGCCUUCAGAGAUCCCUUUGAAUAACUCUUCCCUUAAGGAGUUCACAAGAGUAAAAUUCUAAAUAUCGAAUCCUCUCCAUCCAAACCCAUCAUCUGCGUUUUGUCUGAAGAGAGAGUGUUCAAAGUCUGGGAAUUCACUUAUGAAGAAGGUAAAUUCAAGUGUCUCUAUUCCUCAACUCUACAUGAAGUCCCUUAAUGCAUGGCCUUGCAUCCCAUGGCAUUCCAAUGUGCAAUUGGGUAUCGAGAAGGUCUCAAGUUUUAUUUUGUUCUCCAUGACGAACUCAAAUAAGUGUAUUAUGAAUCCUUAAAGCAAUGCAGUGUUGUUAAGUACACUCCUGGAGGGAAUCAACUGGCUGUUGGAUCUCAGAAUCAAAUUCUCAUCUAUGAUCCCUACACCUAUCGAUUGCUACAAACAAUAUCAGGCCACAUGGGUGUGAUUGCCUCCUUGGAAUGGUGUGACAACACUCUCAUCUCCACUUGUAGUUAGGGACUAGUAAUGGUGUUCAAUCAGACUAGGCUGGUCGAUCAUUCAUUCAAACUGCAUAAAGGCUUCUGUUAGACUUACGACACCGAGUAUGAUUUCCUUGUUGGAAGCUAUUCGGAUAACAAGGUCAGAAUCUUUAACGAGAAGGGAUAGAACCUAUACUAUGAAAUGGAUAUCUAUCCAAGUCAAUAUGUGAGUGUACAAAUCCUCAGAUUUCUGGAUAUGAUUGCAUUUGGAACCAAUUGUGGAAAGGUGAGAUUGUAUCUGUGGCCUUUCACUUAAUUCAAAAAUGAUUAGGAAAUGUUCGAAUUCCAGUUGCAUCAGGGACCAAUAACCUAAAUUAGAAUGUCAUCCGAUCAGCAAUUCCUCAUCACUGGAGCUGAGGAUGGUUCAGUACAGAUUUGUAAGGUCAAGGAAUGGUAUGAUGGCAAGGACAUGACACCCUAAGAGAUGUAAAAAGGACAAAGAGUUAACUCUAAAGGGCUGGUCGUGUCCAACCUAUAUAGUUUUAGUAUCUUAGCCUUUGUGAGUAAGAAUAGCAUUGAGAUGAAGAAGGACCUCAUCAAAGAGUUGGAUUUCAGGAUUUCUAAUCAAAAGAGUGAUCAAGAAGAUUAAAAAUAGGAUAUCACUCAGAAGUACCAAAAGCAGGAAAAGGAAUUAGAAUAACAAUAUUAGUAUUAGAUUGCCAGGUACAAAGAAGAGUUAUCAUAAAUAAUGGAAGCCAAGGAUACAAGGAAUAAGAACUUAGAUAUCGAUUUAAUUGAUUUGAGGAAAAAGUAUUAGGUAGAAUCACAUCAAAUUUAAGAAAAAACUGAAAAGGAUCUCCUGCAAUUGUAUUAGAAGAAUGAUGAAGUCAAAUAGAGAUUGUAAUUCACCAAUGAGGAGAAUCUAAGAGAAUAUGAGUAAAAGAAAGCUCAUUUAGAAUCUAUUAGAACCAAUAUCAAGAAUGAUCAGGAUACUAAAUUUAAUGAUUUAUUUUCAAGAUUUCAAUCAUCGAAAGAGUCUUUUGAAUUGGAUGAAAAGAAGUAUUUGGAAGUGUUCAAAGAAACUGAAAAAGAGUUUGAAUAAUUGAUAAAUGAGUAGAAGGAGAAGAAACUCAUUAAGUUGAAGGAAUUGUUGGACAAAAGUGAAAAGAUUAGAUCCAGUAAUACUAAAUUUAAAAAAGAGUGUGAUAGAUAUCAAUUGAGAAAAUAGGAAUUAGAAAAUAUGAUCAGAGAAACAAGAACUUAAAAAGAUUUAAUUAACAAAGAAAAAGAUAAUUUCAAAUUGAUAAAUCAAGAAAAGAAGAAUCAAUUAAAAGACAGAGAGAGAUAAAUCUUUUAGAAAGAAAAGGAAAUUAAAAAUUAUAGAAACAAAAAUGGUCAUCUCUAAAAUUUUAAGAAUGUCAAUUCAUAUCGUUUGUAAUCUUUAUAGGAGUAAAAAGCCCCUCUUCAAGAACAUCUAUAAGAUUUAGAUUAGAAUGUCAAAAUUAUGUACUAAGAGUUGACAGACGAGGCAGAAGCAGAAAAGAAUUUAGAAAACCUUAUAGAAGAUACUUCCAAUAAAAUAAAGGAGUUGAAAAAUUAGUAUCUAAUUAAGAGGGAUUCCUUGUUCUCUAAGAGAGGAGAGGUUCAAGAGAUAGAGAAUAACAUAUUCAAAGUAUUAGCUGACCCUGAAAUCACCAACUUUAAAGAGAUGCUGCAAAAUGUUCAUAAACAGCAUUUCAUUAAUGGCAAGAUUAACAAAGGGAGAUGUUAAUGA